AUGUCUGUCGAGCUCGAUCCCGUAGAGCUUGGUUUCAAGCGACCCUUUCAGCAUGAAGUGUCGCAGACUCUCCGCUUGAAGAACCCGCAUUCUGACCCUGUUGCCUUCAAGGUCAAAACCACGGCUCCCAAGCAAUAUUGCGUCAGGCCAAACAGCGGACGUAUUGAGCCUGGAAAGGAGGUUGAAGUUCAGAUUCUCCUCCAGGCUAUGAAGGAAGACCCACCGCCAGAUGCGAAGUGCCGCGACAAGUUCCUCGUACAGUCGGUCCUCAUCACCGCCGAUAAAGAGUUUGCCAACGUUGGAUCUUUGUGGUCACACAUUGAACAGACAUCCAAGUCUUCCAUCCAGGAGAAGAAGAUCAGGGUCCUGUUCCUCGCCCCUGACGAAGGUGGCCUGAGUGUAACACCCGCAAAGACCAACAACUCUGCUAGCCGCGACUCUUUGGUUCCAUCCCCAUCGCCGUCUCAGGAAGCCUUCACCCCUCAGCGUGGUGGUGUAUCUGACGCAUCUGGACCGGUUUCCGUCCCACAAGAUCGCCCGGCUGGCAGCAAGAACUUGGGAGAGAUCAGGAACGAGACAUAUAACCCUGCGACGGGUGGUAGUGCUCAGGGUGCCCUCAACUCGGCUGCUGCGAGUGUCUCGAACGCUAUUCCUUCUUCCGGUGACCUAGAGGCACAACUUGCCGAGGCCAAGGCGCAGAUUGCACGAUUGACACAGCAGGUUAGCGAAGCGACCGGUCUCCGCCAGCGCAAGACAGGUUCCGCACAAGACUCGAAGUCACAAGUCUCAACUGCUACCGAAGUACGACAGGCCCCCGCUGGAGGUGUCCCCGUUCAGAUUACCGCGCUUCUUUGUCUUAUCAGCUUCCUCUUGGCUUAUUUCCUUUUCUAA
Bipolaris victoriae FI3 is the source of this 891-nucleotide messenger RNA. RefSeq lists its product as hypothetical. Gene Ontology annotation, cellular component: plasma membrane; endoplasmic reticulum membrane. Bases 1 to 891 code for a protein of 296 amino acids. The transcript has 6 exons. The record is from RefSeq and is a predicted model, not a curated record. Gene Ontology annotation, biological process: endoplasmic reticulum membrane organization. Gene Ontology annotation, molecular function: FFAT motif binding. Lineage: Eukaryota; Fungi; Ascomycota; Dothideomycetes; Pleosporales; Pleosporaceae.